Molecule: messenger RNA, 1327 nt
Organism: Aureobasidium subglaciale EXF-2481
Lineage: Eukaryota; Fungi; Ascomycota; Dothideomycetes; Dothideales; Saccotheciaceae
Exons: 3
Coding region: 162-1238 (358 amino acids)
Biological process (GO): protein phosphorylation
Molecular function (GO): protein kinase activity
Source: RefSeq, a predicted model, not a curated record
CAUUCGCACAUUUCCAAAGAUGAGGAGUCGUACGACUUGACAGAAGGCAGAAAUUGCGACGACGGAAAGAUGUUUCAUGUGAAGCCUUGGCCAAAGUUCAGUUGUGCUUCUUCCCCACAAGUCAAUGAUGGGUGCAUGUUGAUGUCACCAAUUCACACACGAUGGAAUUACGAAAGCGACUACCUCGCGAGAGGUCCUACAUACACGAGAAGCAAGAUGUUGCCGCAAGUCUCCAGCCUCCGACAUCUCAUACCGGUCAUGGCGUGUUCAAUGGCUUGUUGGCGCUGAUCGGAUACCUGGUGCAGCUCCUGAAUUCAGUCGUCUAUGGAUCCACAAAGAAAGACUUACGGCAAGAGGAAGAUGCAGACGAGGACAAGAGCGAUGAAGAGGCGGUACUGCUGGGGCACACGUGUCGUGGAUUGAUAGCGGUUCGCGAAAGGCGACGCAAGAGAAGCACAGCAAUCAUUCUGUCUAGCAAUCGCGAUGGAGAGGCACCGUCUGCAUUGAAGCAUGCCGCUGCCGCAUACCACUUUUUGCGUGCAGAAACACACCCCAGACUUCUUGGCUGUCUCUCAUCAGGCCCACCCAUCAUCCUCGAACACGCCCCCCUCGGCAAUGUCCACGCCCUCGUCUCCUCCAAGAUCGCAUAUCCUUCCCUCGCCCAUCCAUCAAUACCAAGCAGACAUGCCGCGCUAGCUCUUCCACUGUCCUGGCUCCUCCAAACUUCCUCCGCUCUCCGCUUCCUCCACGAUCAGAAAGUCACCCAUGGCGCUAUAUCCCCAAGCUCCCUCUUCCUGCGCUCAGAUAUGUCAAUCGCCAUCACAGACUUUACAAAGAGUACCAUAAACGGCCACAAUAAUGGUGUACCUACUAGAGCGCCAAAGGACUUUGCUUUCCCAGUCGAUGCACUCCGCUAUGAUUACUUUGACGGCGAGUUAUCUGCCAAUUCUCAAUCCAAGGUGACAAUAUCAUCGGUGUCAAGGAGUCUGUCAAAGACUUUGCGGAAGCAUACCACCCAUCAUGGAGGUUUGAGGGCUGAGGACAUCGAGACUGUGUACGAACACAAGGCAUAUGUUCUCCUCAAUCCAGCAAAAGAAAGAAGCUACCAUCUUCGAGAUGACAUAGCCACGAAAGAAAUCAAGUCAGUUUGCUUGUCGUCUUAUUUUCACCCUUCGACGUGUAAUCAAAGAGCUCCAGAGUGGUUCGAACACACUGUUCCAGGUUCCGCGAGUCGGUAGGUUUGGUCUGAGAGGAUAACCCCCUCAGCCGUUCCACCCUGUUCCGUGAAGAGAGGGAUAUCUGGAAAGACUAUGUGCUCGAGAUCGCU